Homarus americanus (American lobster) is the source of this 5331-nucleotide messenger RNA. RefSeq names its product cysteine-rich secretory protein 2-like. The transcript is spliced from 6 exons. Gene Ontology annotation, cellular component: extracellular region. The record is from RefSeq and is a predicted model, not a curated record. Lineage: Eukaryota; Metazoa; Arthropoda; Malacostraca; Decapoda; Nephropidae. Bases 3742 to 4560 code for a protein of 272 amino acids.
GGCAUCGAGGAGAAGACAGUGUAGUGGUCGAGGGUGAGUGGACGAGACAGGUUUCAAAGAUUGUCUCAUACUUCAGUCGUGUUGCGUUCGAUACGGUUCGUGUUUCCGACAUAUUGGUGAUUCGAGAUCUAGUUAAUUCGAUACAUUUGGUGAUUCGAGACUUUGGUGAUUCGAUACCUAGGUAUUUCGAUACCUUGGUGAUUCGUUACCUUUGUGAUUCGAUACCUGGGUGAUUCGAUACCUUGGUGAUUCGAGACUUUGGUGAUUCGAUACCUAGGUGAUUUCAUACCUGGGUGAUUCGAUACAUCAUUAUUCUCUCUACAUAUGACACUAUAAAAUUUCACUAUAUGAUUUUCUUGUGUUUUAUUAUAUUAAGUCUGGAAAUUCUACUCAAUGAACCUUUGAACUGAGACCGAACCAAAAGAUGAGACAGUGACUUCUAAACGUUCAUGUUCCUCAGAUUCUGAAGUUUCGAAACUUUGGGAAUUACCACAGAAUUGAAAAACCACGAGUGUGACCAUCUGUUGAGCACCUGUCAAUACCACCUGAUGAACACACUUGGUGAACAUUACUUGCUGAACACAUUGCUGAACAUAUUUGUUGAGCACCAUCUACUGAGCACACCAACUGAACACCACUGCCUGCUGACCAUCACUUGCUGAACACACCUGCUGAACACACCUGCCAUCAUUACCUUCAAGUCUUACUACAGGUGCACCUCUGGUUAUCUCUCUCCACCAGCUGUCAACCAUCCGAGUCUCUCUCCACCAGCUGUCAACCGUCUGACUGUCUCUCCACCAACUGUCAACCACCUGACAGUUUCUCUCCACCACCUGGCAACUACCUGACUGUCUCUCCACCACCUGGCAACUACCUGACUGUCUCUCCACCACCUGUCAACCACCUGAGUCUCUCUAUCGGCUGGCAACCACCUGACAAUCUCUCUCCACCACCUGGCAACCACCUGUCUCUCCCCACCACUCUAGAAUAAGCUGCGUCAGUGAGUGAGUGAGUGAGUGAGUGAGUGAGUGAGUGAGUGAGUGCGUGAUUGAGUGAGGUUUUCCAUCCAUAGAGCUAGCUGACACAAGUAAAGAUAAUUGAACAUUUGAACAUUUGUACUGUAAUUAUCAAGACAUUUGAACAUUUGUGCUGUAAUCAUGAACCAUAAAAUGCCCGAAAUUUCUGACGACAAGAGUUGAAAUUCUCUAAAGAUCUUAGUAACUUUAGUAUAAGAUAAGGUAAAAAAAGAACAGUUUUAAAAGAUCUUAAGGUUAGAAAAGUCUUAUAUAUCUUACUUUGAAUAUAGUGACUUAAACUUACGAGAAAAAUAAUUAGACUUUAGAUGAGAAAAAAGUGAUUCCAAAAAGGUCUUUAUUCUGGAAAAGUCUUAUUAAUACUCAAUGAUAUAUUAAAAGAUCUUACGACAAGAAUUAUAUGAAUUUAUCCCAUAUAUAAAAACUUAAUACGAGAAUUUAAAGAAAGAUAGUUAUAAUCUAUUAUAUAAGGUUUAACUUAAAUAUCUGUAUAUAAUGAAUGUUUGAAAAUACUGUUAAAAAAAUAUUUCUUUGUAUGUAUGUUUGGUGUAUAACUUACUGUACCUAUAAUACGUGAGUUGUUGUUAUAAUUUAACUUAUUAUCAUGGAGAAAUUUAACUUACGUCUAUAUUGAAAAAAAAUUACAAUUCUUACACUUCAGAUAUUAGUUUUGUCUCCUGGGAGGCUUGUGGUUAAUUUAUUUUUGAGUGUAUAUUAUAAACUAAUGUCUGGUAAUUUGUUAACAUUAGAAAAUAGUAAUUAAUGUUUUUAGUUUAUAUAUCUGUGAUGGUAUAAACGACAAGGGAUCUGAUACUACUCUGAAUAGGAUCUCGAUGCUGUAAACAAAACAAUAGCAUCUCUUCGGCAUUGGAUCCUAUUAGUCUAUGUUUACAGUGUGAGGGAGAAGGAGGUGGUGAUGGUGAUAGUGAUGGUCCAGUCCUGCCAGUGUACAGAAAUAUCCAAGAUAGCCAUGGACCAGAUUCAGUAAAGAGAACAACAAAAAAAGUAAAAAAAAAAAAAAUACAUCGAGAACCUUGAUAAAUUCUUAAACUUUGUGAAAUGGAAAGUUUAUCAACACUUGUCCAAUGUAAACAGUGAGUGAUUUUUUUCCCACGUGUGAUGAGGCCAUGAGAAGAAAGUAUGGUGGCUUGCUGAGAAGAAAGUAUGGUGGCUUGCUGAGAAGAAAGUAUGGUGGCUUGCUGAGAAGAGAGACACAUACGUCCUCCAUAACUUUCUCUCGUAAAUCAACCUUCUAAUGUCUGUAUGAGAGGUUAAGUGUCAUUAACCUGUGUGUGUGUGUCAUAGUUGGUAACAAGUACCUCUCUAACUUUUACUGAGGCUCAGGAGUUAACUUAUAAAUAGGAUAUAACUGAAAAAGACCAAAAUAUAGUGAAUUGGUACUGGGUGUUUUGGUUGUUAGUUUGGUUAAUAUUGACUUAUUAAUCUUUACCUGGUUGAACAAACUCAUCCCCUACGAUUAACUGAACUAAAAACGAGAGAAAACUAAGACAUAUUUUAUAAAUCGUGGUUGAAAAUAUAAUAAGAAUCACAAUAUGUUCAGGAAUUUAUGAUCAAAAUCACUCCUGCAACAUUAGCAACUGUGAGUGUGUGUGUGUCUGUGUAUGUGUGUGUGUGUGUGUGUUUGUGUGUGUUUGGUCAGUGUUUUGAUCAAUCUUAAUUUGAAGAAGAAGAAAAUAAAAGAAGUAUAAUUUAUUUCAUUGAAAACUUGUCAACAACGAUACUUUACCGAGUUACCUCGUAAAAUAUCUACAACACCAAGAGAAAAAAAAACACGAGAGAUUUUGAAAUAAGUGUAAAAAUAAAGACUUUUCACCUCGAAGUAAACAUUGACAAGUUUCUACAUCAAUGACGUCAACAUCCACUUAACAAAAGAACACAAUAGAACAUCAAGAACACCGUGGAAAGUUUCUCAAGUUGUGUGAUCAAUUUGGGGAUUUUCGAGUCGACGUCAGAGUUCUAGACAACACUCAGAGGUAAAUCCGGAUUACUGUAAUCGCCGAGAGUCUCCACUGAUACGUUUGUGUGUUGGUUAGAAAUUCCCCCGAGUGUUCUCCAAGACUUCUCAAGCGAACAGCUGUGGGUCCGUAAAUCAGCUGACGAAUGUAAACACAAAUCAGCUGAUGAAUGACAACAAACAAGAGGAUAAUAGCAGGACCUCUGAUACCUAGGACAUCAUCCACCUAGGAAUUCAGCUGCUAGAACAUCAGGAGUAACUUCUGCUAGGACUCUCACUACCCAGGGCAGAAGCACUAGGACUCUCAGUUUCCAGGGCAUAUGUGAAAGGACUCUCAGCUCCUAGGGCAGAUGUACUAAGACUCUUAGCUCAAAGGGGGAGAGGUGCUAGGAUCAACAGUUUUUUAGGGCACCGCCUGCUGAGACACUAGCAAACAGUUUCAAAGGCGUCAGCUGGAGGAGGAGUUACUGAACUAACUUGAAGGAUUAAAUCGCCUGAAGUUCCAAGACGCUGCUCCUAGGACUUACAGAUCCCAGGGCACAGCAGUAAGGACUUCCAAGUUACGUCUCCAAGGACUUUCAGGUUACGUCUCCUAGGACUUACAGAUUCCAGGGCACAGCAGUAAAGACUUCCAGGUUACGUCUCCUAGGACUCACAUAUCCCAGGACACAGCAGCAAGGAUCCUUCGAGGGUGUUAGGAGUGGAGGAGGAGGUGGCGGCGCCGGUAGGAUCAUGACGCCACGAGACUGUAGACUACAAGUGGCGCUGGUAGUGAUGGUGACUGCCCUGCUACACCUGUCCUACACCUGGCGUACUGAUCGUCGGCCUAAGCUUUUUGGCAGUAAGCUUCGACUCAGGUCAUUGGAGCCAGCCAAGUAUCGGAUACAGAAGAGAUUGGUCCAGUUCCAUAACUUCUUCCGGUCAAAAGUUAAGCCUCCAGCGUCCAACAUGCUGGCUAUGAGUUGGUCGUCAGUUGCUGCUGUAGACGCACAGAGAUGGGCCGACUCCUGCCAGCUCUUAGUUCACGAUGAUGACAGAGGCCGCACCGUAGAGCAGUUUGGGCCCUGUGGUCAAAAUAUCUUCGUCGCGACACAUCAAGUACCAUGGUUCUUCGCCGUCAAGACCUGGUGGUUAGAGAAGGACAAUUUCACCUACGGGGGACUGAAGAAUGAUUUAACGGUGGUUGGUCACUAUACGCAGAUGGUGUGGCAUUCUACCCACCAGUUAGGUUGUGGCUUAGCUUAUUGUGCCAAAGCUAAACCCAGACCUUUCUACAACUAUGUCUGUAACUACUGCCCCAUCGGUAACUACUUGGAGAGCCUACCCCGCCCGUACAAGCGAGGCAUCCCGUGCGGCUCGUGUCCUACAGAGUGCAAAGCGAAAAGACUAUGUACUAAUUCCUGUCCAUAUGGUGACUUGUGGGUCAAUUGCAAGGAGCUUCAGAUGGCCUUCUCAUCAUGGCUCUGUGAGACUCGCACCAAGGAAGGACUCGAAAGACUUAGAUACUGUCGAGCAACGUGUAAGUGUAAGGGAAAGAUUACUUAUCCUUGAGGGGGUAAUUAGGGAGUGAGGGGGAGAAGGAGGGAUAUUGUUGAUGUGUGGGGGGAGUAUUUAUAGAGUGAGAGGGAGAGGGAGGGAGAUUGUUGAUGUUUGGGGGAGUAUUUAUGGAGUGAGAGGGAGAAGGAGGGAGAUUGUUGAUGUUUGGGGGAGUAUUUAUAGAGUGAGAGGGAGAUUAGGAGUUAGGGAUUAUCACUAGAAGUUCGUUGGUUGAGAGAGCACAUUGAUACUCUUCUCUGAGUGGUGGAAAGAGCACAUUGAUACUCUUCUCUGAGUGGUGGAAAGAGCACAUUGAUACUCUUCUCUGAGUGGUGGAAAGAGCACAUUGAUACUCUUCUCUGAUUGGUGGAAAGAGCACAUUGAUACUCUUCUCUGAUUGGUGGAAAGAGCACAUUGAUACUCUUCGCUGAUUGGUUAAGAAAUGAUAUAGGAAGAUAUACUAGGAUAUAGGAGGUCUAGCUGGGAUUUAAGACUCCUAGGUGAGGCUGUAGGAGGGGAUACUGAACUAAGCUUUUCUUAUUCUUAUGGGAGACUAAUUUGCUUAUAGAACUUGGAUAAUAUGCAUUGAAUUUGGAAACGUGUGUGUGUGUGUGUGUGUGUGUGUGUGUGUGUGUGUGUGUGUGUGUGUGUGUGUGUGCGUUGAUGUUUCCCUGUGUUAUUAACUAUGUAAAACUUGUUUAUAACUCUCAAACAACAGCACAAACCAGAUGUUGUUUAUAUAUAUAUCAAUUUGUGUCUCUAUAUUAUAAACUUUAUAUCAAUUGA